GGACGCCGGACAGGGGCCGGGGCAGGAUGGAAGGGUUGGUGUUGGUGCUGUUGGAGGUUCUGUUUGUCACAGGCGGAUGGGCCAUGAACCAGGAGAAGCGACUGAUCCAGUACUUGUUCGAGGAGAACGGUUACAAUAAGAAGCUGCGGCCCGUGAACAACAAAGGGGACAGCGUUGAUAUCAACUUGGCCCUGACUCUCUCCAACCUCAUCUCGCUGAAAGAAGUCGACGAGACCCUCACCACCAACGUGUGGAUCGAGCACGGCUGGACGGACAGCCGGCUCGAGUGGAACCAGUCGGAGUUUGGGGACAUCAGCGUUCUGCGCCUGCCUCCUGACAUGCUGUGGCUCCCCGAGAUUGUUCUGGAGAACAACAAUGAUGGUUCCUUCCAGAUCUCCUACGCGUGCAACGUCCUGGUCUACCCGAACGGCUACGUGUACUGGCUACCGCCUGCCAUCUUCCGCUCCUCCUGUCCCAUCAGCGUCACCUACUUCCCCUUUGACUGGCAGAAUUGCUCCCUCAAGUUCAGCUCUCUGAUGUACACAGCCAAGGAAAUCACGUUGCACCUGAAGCAGGAAGAGGACAAAGAGGCUAAGCGCUUCUAUCCUGUAGAGUGGAUCAUCAUUGACCCGGAAGGUUUUACUGAAAAUGGGGAGUGGGAGAUUGUGCACAGGCCAGCACGGAAGAACAUUGACCCCAGAGCCCCCCUGGACAGCACUGGCCGCCAAGACAUCACCUUCUAUCUCAUAAUCCGGCGCAAGCCACUCUUCUACGUCAUCAACAUCCUGGUGCCCUGCGUGCUCAUCUCCUUCAUGAUCAACCUCGUGUUCUACCUGCCCGCUGACAGUGGUGAGAAGACAUCGCUGGCCAUCUCCGUGCUGCUGGCCCAAUCUGUCUUCCUGCUGCUCAUUUCCAAACGCCUGCCGGCCACUUCCCACGCCAUCCCCCUCAUCGGCAAGUUCCUUCUCUUCGGCAUGGUUCUGGUGACCAUGGUCGUGGUCAUCUGUGUGAUCGUGCUGAAUAUCCACUUCCGGACACCCAACACCCACGUGCUCUCUGAGGGACUCAAGAAGCUGUUUCUGGAGACCCUCCCCCGGCUGCUCCACAUGUCCCAGCCAGCGGAGGAGGAGCAAGGUCCAGGAGGGAUCCAGGUGCGCCGGACCAGCUCCCUGGGCUACAUCGUCAAGGCCGAAGAGUACUUCACACUCAAGUCCCGCAGUGACCUUAUGUUCGAAAAACAGUCAGAGAGGCAUGGGCUGACAAGCCGCAUCACGCCUGCACGUAAACUCCCAGUGGGAUCAGAGGAAGCCCAGCAGCAGCUGUACGGUGAAAUGAAGCCUGCCUUGGAUGGAGCCAACUUCAUUGUCAUGCACAUGAGGGACAAGAAUGACUACAAUGAGGAGAAGGACAGCUGGAACCGGGUGGCCCGCACAGCGGAUCGGCUCUGCCUGUUCGUGGUAACACCCAUAAUGGUGCUGGGCGCGGCCUGGAUCUUCCUACAAGGCGCCUACAACCAGCCCCCAUCCCAGCCCUUCCCGGGAGACCCCUUCUCCUACUUGGAAAAAGACAAGCGCCUGAUCUAG
This is a messenger RNA of Tachyglossus aculeatus (Australian echidna), 1583 nucleotides long. It is a transcript of the gene CHRND, whose product is annotated as cholinergic receptor nicotinic delta subunit. Gene Ontology annotation, biological process: nervous system process; regulation of membrane potential; signal transduction. Gene Ontology annotation, cellular component: postsynaptic membrane; neuron projection; synapse. NCBI's taxonomy places the organism in Eukaryota, Metazoa, Chordata, Mammalia, Monotremata, Tachyglossidae. The transcript has 12 exons. The record is from RefSeq and is a predicted model, not a curated record. The coding region runs from base 27 to 1583 and encodes 518 amino acids. Gene Ontology annotation, molecular function: acetylcholine-gated monoatomic cation-selective channel activity; transmembrane signaling receptor activity.